Molecule: messenger RNA, 1562 nt
Organism: Saccoglossus kowalevskii
Lineage: Eukaryota; Metazoa; Hemichordata; Enteropneusta; Harrimaniidae
Product: Golgi-associated plant pathogenesis-related protein 1-like
Molecular function (GO): protein binding
Source: RefSeq, a predicted model, not a curated record
GUCAAUAUUUUCUACAGAAUGUCGAUUGGUCUGAUUUUAGUGUGCGUGGUCGUGAUAGCCUCAACGGCUAACGCAAUGCUUCCACAGUAUGAUGGUAUGUGUAAACAGCAAUAUGGGGAUGACAAGCCUCUUGCUUGCAUUGGUAGCUCACCUAAUAAACUCAUGUGUAUUUCUGAGGACCAACGAUGUAAUGGAUUGUUUGACUGCGGUGAUGACACAGAUGAUAACGACUGUGACUAUGGUACUAAUACAGCAGGCCAGUCGACGAGCUGGGGCACAGCAGGCGGUAAAUGCCCUGUGCCAUCCCAAAAGAAAAUCGGCAAGAAUGGGGGUAUCGACGAAUUAAAGCCUCAGUUCAUAGAAGCCCACAACUAUUUUAGGUGUCUGCAUGGAACUCCUGAUCUCGUUUGGGAUGACGAUUUGGAAGAAUUGGCAUUGGAUGCUGCUACUAAGAGCGCCCUCACUGGUACAUUGACGCACACGUACUUGGGAGAGAAUCUGGCUCUUACUACAAUUGAUGUUUCCAAGUCUACUGGAUUUGGUAUUGUAAAGGCUUGGUACGAUGAAAGAAAAGUUUACACAUUUGGUGAAAAAACGCCCGAAGACAUCGACCCCGUUGGUCACUUGACGCAAGUAUUAUGGAAGAGCAGUGAACGUGUUGGCUGUAAUAUCGCAUUGGAUAGCAAUGGCAACUGGCAGUACGCAUGUGAAUACGAUCCACCAGGCAAUGUGGCGACUCUUUUCGCAGAAAACGUACCCGACCCCAUAUCCUAGAAAACCUGAUAGAAGAUGGCACUAGACAGAAUACUCAUAGCGUACUUUCUAGUCGUAGAUUAUUGAUUGUUAUGUAUUAGAAAUCCUAUAAGAUACAAUGCUACCGGUAUUUUGACAAAAAGCGUGAACAAAUAGUAAAUGACUAAUGAUCGUCACACAUUCAACGUCGCAACGAGUAAUACCCUGCUCUAUAAGUAGCGCCCUCUAGUGACCAAGCUGUUGUGUAACAAAAAUGCGUGUAUGAGACGCCGUUCUCAUCAGUCAUCGCGUCCAUUGUUUCGAUUACUAUCGUUACAUACUCAAGGGGACAGUUGACACGAUGUACGAGACAGAAUAUUACACUGCUUGAGGGUAAAAAAACGCGCCACGUGCUUUUUCGCUCUCUGCGAGAUCUUAGCAGCCAUAUUAUGAAAGACGAGUGUCUACCAUACCUAACACCAAUCUACAUCAUUUUGACGUCACAGAAGCCCCUUAUUUCUAGAGGGCGAUACUUGUCGGAAAUGAUGGUUUUGCUCCGAAGUCACAUUGUGUAUGUUACACUACAAAAGAACCUUAUUUUAUCUGAACAGAAAAUUUGUAGUUUAAAUUAAUCCCAUGCAAUUCGUGAAUAGCCUUGGUUUAGUUACUUACACAAAUUCCCACCAAUAAUAUACCUCACCGACACGAUCGUUUAAUUCACACAAGGAUAUCUCAAACAGCGAACUGUUUUGAGGAGAUCAAAUCUUAUUCAAUGUUUACGUGUCCAAUUAGUAGUAUUGACAGAAAUAAAAGAAUUGUGUUGAAAUAGA